This is a messenger RNA of Ilex paraguariensis (yerba mate), 1956 nucleotides long. Lineage: Eukaryota; Viridiplantae; Streptophyta; Magnoliopsida; Aquifoliales; Aquifoliaceae. The record is from the annotation of a GenBank genome assembly.
AACCCCUUCUUGUAUAUUCGCUACCACACUACCUUGUCAUUACUUGCCAGUAAAUAUUUGUGGGUCUCCUUCUGUAAUUUAAUCAUUUUUAUGUUGUUCCUUUAAGCUAUACCCAUGUUCUACUUCACUGAAUUACUCAAAUCUUUCUUUUUUUCUUUUCACUGUUUCUUCUCACUUGGAAUGGUUGGGGGAGAGAUGAAAAUUCUUGAGGUUUGAUCUCAAUGUUACUUUAUGAGAGAGAUGAGGAUGCAACAACUGAUUCGUCUGUUGAUGAAAUUCUUUUUGUUGAUCAGUGCUCUUUCACUUCAUGGAUGUGCAGGCUUUUAUAUACCUUCUCUCACGGCAGCUUCUGGGCUUCUUCAUUUUAAAGUAGGAGCAACCAACCCAAGGUCUUACACAACCAUCAGACCAAGUCCAACACUCCUGCAGAAUGCCACCACUCAUGACAAUGCGAUGGUUCCCUCCAACAAUGCACAUGCACCCUCCAUGCCUUCUGUCAAACAGCCUGCCAAGAAACGGAUACGUGAUUCUGCAUCUUCACCUUCAGUCUCAUUCUACAAACAUCAUCAUCAUGGAAGGCACAAAUUCAGCCACUUUGCCUCUGCUCCUGUGCCAUCUAAUCAGAUUCCUACUACCCCACAUAGCCAGCAAGGCCAUUCAAUCUCCUCAUUUCAUUCUUCCUUCCCUUCGUCAAAGAAAUGGGGUUCGCCCGCUGCUGCACCAUCACCUAUAAUUCCAUCAAGCCAAUCUGAAAUGCCUACACAUCCACCAACGAUUUCUCCAUUGAGCUAUGUGCUGAAAAGGAAUAAGACUCCACCACCCUCUCCAGUUUUGGCACUGCCUCCACCUCCUCCUAAUGAAGAUUGUACAUCGGUCGCGUGCACAGAACCAUUGACAUAUACACCUCCUGGAUCACCAUGUGGUUGUGUUUGGCCUAUUGAAGUUAGACUGCGCCUUAGUGUUGCCCUAUAUACCUUUUUCCCUUUGGUCUCAGAGCUGGCCAAGGAAAUUGCGGCCAGUGUUUCACUAAACCGAAGUCAAGUUCGCAUUAUGGGAGCAAAUGCAGCCAGUCAGCAGCUAGAGAAAACCAUUAUCAUCAUUAACUUGGUUCCAUUAAAAGAAAAGUUCAAUGCCACGACUGCAUUUUUCAUCUACCAGAAGUUCUGGAAGAGACAUGUUUUCAUAGAGACUUCCCUCUUUGGUGCCUAUGAAGUGGUGUAUGUUCACUAUCCAGGUCUCCCACCCUCUCCACCUUCGAAGCCUUCAAGCGCUGCAACUAUAGAUGACCAGCCAUAUCCCCACCAUCCUAAUGAUGGAAUGACAGUAAAACCAUUAGGGGUUGAUGUGCCAAGGAGAAGAAAGGAUGGGAUUGGAGGAGGCAUGAUUGCUGUGAUUGUUCUAUCAUCUAUCACAGCUUUUGUUGUAUGCAUGGGAGUUAUUUGGCUUUUGUUAUCAAAAUGUGGGGUCUGCCUUCAUCAACCUGGACACACUCCACAUGUUCUGGUUGCUUCCCAUGGAAAACCAUCAGGGGCAGCAGGUGCUUUGAUGCUAGGAUGUCAGGCUAGUUCAGCAUCUAUGUCCUUUGGUUCUAGCCUAAUGGCGUACACUGGAACUGCUAAGAUUUUCAGUUUGACUGACAUAGAAAGAGCCACUGAUUACUUUAAUGCAUCAAGAAUACUUGGAGAAGGUGGUUUUGGACUUGUAUAUAGUGGCAUUCUUGAUGAUGGAAGAAAGGUGGCUUUCAAGGUUCUUAAAAGAGAUGAUCAUCAUGGUAGUCGUGAAUUCUUGGCAGAAGUCGAGAUGCUUAGUCGCCUGCACCACAGAAAUUUAGUCAAGUUGAUUGGUAUCUGCACAGAGGACCAUUGCCGUUGCCUGGUCUAUGAACUUGUGCCCAAUGGAAGUGUGGAAUCCCAUUUACAUGGUAGAUUCAAGUCUAAUGAAAGUUGUGCUCUUUAA